Molecule: messenger RNA, 3562 nt
Organism: Sciurus carolinensis (gray squirrel)
Lineage: Eukaryota; Metazoa; Chordata; Mammalia; Rodentia; Sciuridae
Gene: Ift20
Product: intraflagellar transport 20
Exons: 5
Coding region: 2844-3242 (132 amino acids)
Biological process (GO): protein localization to cilium; intraciliary transport; centrosome localization
Cellular component (GO): centrosome; Golgi apparatus; cilium
Source: RefSeq, a predicted model, not a curated record
GGUUACGGGCCGACCAGGGGCUAAAGGAAUCUGACAGGCCCCCUGCGAAAGAAAAGGCAGACCCAAGCGGAAAGAAAUGUGGGGAUUCUGCCAGACUCUUAGGGAAUGGUUUCAUACCCAGCUAAGGCCUGAAGCGUGGCCCGUUGAUAGCCGCAGGGAACUGCGGCUCGGAAAUUGCGUGGAGUUUACUUUGAGAAGACCGCCAGUUCCUUCGCCCCGGCCUUUUCUGACUUUCUGUCCAGUGCCUCUUCCACAGCCCAUUGGUGGAGCCCGUAGGUAGUGCCUAGUGUGGACCUGGGAGAGCCCGGACGCGGACAGCGUAAUCACCGCCCUUGUCCUUAGGGAGCUCAGUCCCAGGUCUCUGAUGUUCCUCAUAUACUCAGACACGUGUGUGGUGUGAGUUGUGAAAGAAUCCUAUAGUCCUCCGUGAACCUUCUCCCUACAUCCCUUCCAUCUUACCCAUCUCAUUAAACUAUCCCCUCAAGUCAUACAUUUGGUUCAAGCCAGACUUAUGGGAAUCAUGCCUGACGUUUUCACUCGUCUUCAUUUCAUUCCUAAGUCUUAUCAGUUCAUCUUAGAAAACAUCUCAACUCAGAACACUUGUCUAAAGCUGCAAUCUUUGGUUUUUGCAGUAACUUUCUAUCUGUUUCCACAGACAUUCAUUCCACAAACAUUAACUAAGUGCCAGUUAUGUGCAGGCACCAUACUAGGUGCUAGGGUGACAAUGAGAAAUCAGGUAAGCAUGGCCCUGCCCUUUAGUUUCCUCCAGUCCAAUCUCCAGACUGAGUCAGAUCUUCCUAAAUGAUAAUGUCACUUUGCUGAGAAUCCACCAGGUGCCCAUUACCCUCUGAAAUUCUAAGUUCAUUACUGCAGCUUUUGGAGCCCUUCCUAGUCUCCCUGUCUGGCUUCAUCUUGAUCCACUCUCUCCCUCUUGCUCAUUUUUUUGAUCACACUAGUCUUUCAGUUCUUGGAAGAUGUCAGGAUUUUUUUCUAGCCUCAGGAUGUUCCCACAUGCUGCUUCUUCUGCUUAAAAUGCCUCCCUUCUGCCUUUACUUAACAAACUUUUUGACAUCCUUUAGGUCUCAGUUUAAACAUCACUUUUUCAAAAGGCCUUUACUGACCUCUUUCUGCUCCAUGAGUUAUGUCCUGCUGCUUCUUUACAUAGCCCCACGUGCUUUUCCUCACACUAUUAUUAUAAUUUGUGAUUAGUUUACUCUCUGUCCAGAGAUAUUUUCAACAGCACUUUAUCCCCAGAGCAGGGACUUAGGAGUUUCUCAAUAAACGCACACUCUCAGGUAAGGCAGUGGAAAUUGACAUGUUUGCUUCAUCAUAUUAUAUGGAUCUUUCUAGAGCAUCUGGUUUGAUCAGUUACCUGGUUAAGUACUUCGACUAUAUGUCUAAAUAGAACAAGCAGGAAGACAGAUUUUUUUUUUUAAAAAGCCCAAUUAUAAGGAAGCUUUGAAUGAUUAAAACGUUUAAAAAGAAAGAUGGUAACUCACUUUAGUUGAUUCCAGUGCAGCCAAAGGCCAGAGUCAUAUACAGAGAUCCCAAAGACAUGUAGUAGUUGACUCACACAGUGCUGUGGCAACAGUAGGACUUUAAUUCUUUUAUUUCUUUAUUUUUUGGUACUGGAGAUAGUACCCAGGGUCUUGCACAUGCUGAGCAUGUGCUUUGCCACUGAGCAGCAUCUCCAGACCAAGGGACUUAAUUCUGUCCAAAUAUUGUUCCUCCUGUGGUGCACCUGUUUCUGAUAGUCACUCUCAGAAUCAUCUCAUUCAGAAAUAAACUUCUCUAACAAAGCUGAAAGGGAAACAGGUGUAGCUGGGGGAGAUGGGAGCAGAGGAAAGAGGUGGUGCAGAGCCAGGUGAUGACUGUCUUUGGAACACCCAGGUUUUGGAAUAGGCAUAGCAGCCAAUGGCUAGACCUAAUUAGCAUUUCCUCCUUUUCUCUUUUCUUUUUUUGUGGUGUUGAGAAUGGAACCCAGGCACCCCACCUCCCCUGCGCUUGCUACACAGGUGCUCUACUGGGCUAUACUCCUAUUGCCUCCCUUUUUGAAUAGAUCAUGCAUGCUUCAUUUAUUUUUAGUAUUAAAAAAUUGAUUUUUGAGCCAGAAUGAGGGUGAGUUUCCAGUUUCCUUCUCGGAACUGAGGCAUCCUUUCAAUGAUGUUGUACCUGUGUCCAUGCUGCUUUCUCUGCUAGGAAUGCCUUUCCCUGGCCUCCUUAUUUGGUAUGUUCUUGCCGAUACUUCAUUCUAUUUUGUGUUUUCUGCUAGGAAGAGACUGACUCAACUUUGGUUCCCAUUUCAGGCAACUGUACAGUGUCUUGCAUCGUACGUUUUGGGUAAUAUUCUGACUCAUAGCUUAUUUUUUAACCCUUUAAAUUUACCCAGAUUUUAAAAAUUUGCUUUUUGUGUUAUUCCACAAACAAAACAUGUAUUUGAAAAGCCUUUUUGGGUACAUAAAUGGGGAUAUAUAAAUAUGUCUAUGGCUCAUAACACUUCUGAUGUCACUCAAGUUAACUGGCUCUGUUCUCUUCCUGUUCUUUAGUGAUAUUUCUGUAAAGCACUUAACAGCAUAAUUUUUCAGUUUACGUGUCUGUCUUCCUCCAGCUAAACUAUGUGCUCCUCCAGGGCGGGCACCAUGUUGCAUUCAUCUCUGUACCCCCAGCAUCUAGCAGUCUUGGCAUGUAGUAGGCACUCAAGAAAUGUGUGUUGAAUGAACGAUGCCUGUGACAAGCAACUGGACUUUAUUCUUUCCUGACCCUUGCUCCUAUGACACACCUCUUCUGCCACUGUCACCCCUUCAGAACAGAACUUCUGUAGGGAACCUGGAAGGGAAACAGCUAUGGCCAAGGACAUCCUGGGUGAAGCAGGGCUGCACUUUGAUGAGCUGAACAAGCUGCGGGUGUUGGACCCAGAGGUUACCCAACAGACCAUAGAGCUCAAGGAAGAGUGCAAGGAAUUCGUGGAUAAAAUUGGCCAGUUUCAGAAAAUAGUUGGUGGUCUAAUCGAGCUUGUUGACCAACUUGCAAAAGAAGCAGAAAAUGAAAAGAUGAAGGCCAUUGGUGCUCGGAACUUGCUCAAAUCUAUAGCAAAGCAGAGAGAAGCCCAACAGCAGCAACUUCAAGCACUAAUAGCAGAAAAGAAGAUGCAGCUAGAAAGGUAUCGGGUUGAAUAUGAAGCUUUGUGUAAAGUAGAAGCAGAACAAAAUGAAUUUAUUGACCAAUUUAUUUUUCAGAAAUGAACUGAAAAUUUCAUUUUAUACCAGGAAGGCAAAAAAAGGCCCCCAAACCAAAAAACCUCUGUACCAUUCCAGUGACUGGACUAAUGACCUACAUGUCUUGACAGUGUGUAAGGAACACUACCCUCUGAGGGCAGUAAUGCAGUCCAGGGGUAGGACUGGAAUGAGUCAUCAGUGAACAGCUACUGCCAGUGGCCAUGAAGGGCAGGCUCUGUCCUCUUACAUUCUUAGUAUGAAUGAAGCAGUCUGUAUACUUUGAUCCUCUUUUUUGUAAAUUCACAAAACUUGGAAAGAAAAGCAAUAAACUAUCAUUUUCAAAUGGC